Messenger RNA from Henningerozyma blattae CBS 6284, 507 nucleotides. RefSeq lists its product as uncharacterized. The transcript has a single exon. The record is from RefSeq and is a predicted model, not a curated record. The coding region runs from base 1 to 507 and encodes 168 amino acids. NCBI's taxonomy places the organism in Eukaryota, Fungi, Ascomycota, Saccharomycetes, Saccharomycetales, Saccharomycetaceae.
AUGACAGGAGGGUACAGAGACUCAUAUUUCGCAGUCCAGCACCUAGCUAUGGCACAUCAAUCCGAAUAUAUGGCUUGGCUUCAAGAUGAACUACCUGAAGAGCUUCCUGCCACAUUUCUUGAGCCUCCGAUGCAGUACGGUGAUGGGCUGCUAGAUGAUAUCUUGGAUGGCCCAGCAACUGAGGGUGCUGGAAACCCUGGAAACAAUGGCGACUUAUCUGUAGGAAACCAUGGUUCUGGGCCCCAUAACGAUAUGUACGCCAGGGCUACGGAGGGAGAAGCUUCCAGAACAGCAGCCACCAGCGGCAAUAGUACCGGAUCUGUUCAUCAUAGCAUGAACAACUCUGGACCAAACAAUAACCAUGGCGUCGGUACCGAGGGAAAUAGCAACGACGGCCACACUGCAAUGCACCUUACUGGACGAGGGUCGUUUCCUCCACGAGGGUACGGAUGGACAUGGACUCAAUUAGCAGAACUACCAGAACAUGCCGAAUUAGCUAAUCCAUGA